This is a messenger RNA of Oryza sativa Japonica Group (Japanese rice), 2196 nucleotides long. RefSeq names its product rust resistance kinase Lr10. NCBI's taxonomy places the organism in Eukaryota, Viridiplantae, Streptophyta, Magnoliopsida, Poales, Poaceae. Gene Ontology annotation, molecular function: protein kinase activity; ATP binding. Gene Ontology annotation, biological process: protein phosphorylation. The record is from RefSeq and is a predicted model, not a curated record.
CACGCACAACAUUUUUCUUAUACAUUUCACUCGACGGCCCGGCCCAAGGUCUGAUGAUUUGGCCCGGCCCAGGCAUAGCACGGCCCGAGUUGGGUCGUGCCCGUGCCAGGGCUGCUACCUCGGCACACUGGCCGGCACGAAGUUCAGCGAUGUGAAACAAACUUAUUUUCAACCAUAUGUAAGACAGGGCACAAAGAAUAGGGAGGAAAAAUAGACGUAUCAUAUAGCACGGCCCAAAGAGUAAGGGAAAUAAAAUAGACUUAUUUUAGCUAUAUAUAUGUCACGGAAAAAGUACACCGAAGGUCCCUGAACUUGUCACCGAGAUUAAAAAACAUACUUGAAUCGCAAUACCAGACACCCGAGGUCCCCUAACUUUACAAAACCGGACACCCGAGGUCCCUCAGCGGUUUUCAACCCAGUUUUGUCCGAAGCAGCGGCUGAGUCAGCGUGGGACCCACAUGGGCCCCACAUGUCAGCUGGCCACUUCAGCUUCAUACCUCUCCCCCUCUUCUCUCCCUUCCUCCUCUCUCUCUCUCACUCUUGUCUCUAUCGGCGGGGGAGCAAGGCGGCUUCGGCAGCGGGAGCAGGAGAGCAAGGCGGCGACGGCGGCGGCCUCCGGUCUCCCCCACCCUCUUCGCUCUGGGCUGAGGCCGCCGUGAGUCAAAUCGACGGAAACCCAAAUCGGCGGCGGCGGCGACGCGUCGGGGAGGAGCUCGUGGUGGCAGUGGCCGAGGACGGCGAGGUUCCUGUGGGAGAUGGCGCACGAGAAGCCCAUCCGGUUCACGCCGCGGCAGCUCGCCGGGUUCACGCGCGGCUACUCGGCGCGGCUCGGCGCCGGCGGCUUCGGGACGGUGUACGGCGGCGCGCUCCCCAACGGCCUCGGUGUGGCCGUCAAGGUGCUCCGCAGCGGCAUGGGCAGGAGGUCCGAGGAGCAGUUCAUGGCGGAGGUGGGCACCAUCGGGAGGACGCACCACAUCAACCUCGUCAGGCUGUUCGGCUUCUGCUUCGACGCCGCCGUGCGCACGCUGGUGUACGAGUUCAUGGGCGACGGCGCGCUUGAUGCCUACCUGUUCGACCGGACCCGCGCCGUCGGCGACAGCGACGGCCUCCGGUCUCCCCCGUCCUCUUCGCUCUGGGCUGAGGCCGCCGUGAGUCAAAAUCGGCGGAAACCCAAAUCGGCGGCGGCAGCAACGCGUCGGGGAGGAGCUCGUGGUGGCAGUGGCCGAGGACGGCGAGGCUGGCGGUGAUGUGCGCCUGGUUGCGGCGGAGCGGGCUGCGGAAGACCGCGGCGGAGUGGCCAUGGAGGGAGCAGCAGAACGACAAGCAAAAACUCGCCGCGGCAGCGGUGGCGAGGCGAUGGAAGGAGGAGAAGUUGGCGGUGGCGGCGGCGAGCUCAUGGAAGGCGCGCGAGGAGGAGAACGCAUCGGGAUCAGUGGCGGCAGGUAGGCUCGCGAGGAAGUGAGCAUAGAUGGCGGAGGCGGUGCCGGCGGGGGGAUUGGAAGGCGGCGGCCGCAAGAAGAGCAGCGGCGAGGCGGGAGCAGGCUGGGGAGAGUGAGAGGCGCGCGACGGUCGGCAUGGGGACAGCGCAUAGGGAGUGGCGGCGCUCGGCCGGCAAGGGAGAUGCCGCCUCCUGCUCCCGCAUCGCCGUGCCGCCAUGUCCUCCUCCCACGGGCCGCCGCCGUGGAUGGGAGUGGUGGCGCUCGGCCUCGUCGUCGUCGUCGGCGCCUCCGAGCAAGGAUAGGGCCGCUGCCGCCGCCGUGCUCCCCGAUAUGGAUAGGGCCGCCCCAAGCCCGAGCGCCGCCUCUCCUGCCUCGCCCCGCCGAGCUCCGAGCCGGCCACCGCCCUUCACCACCGGCGUCCUCCUCCUCCUUCGCCGCCGCAUCGACGGCUUGCCCCGCUGCUCCCUCCCGGCCGCCUCAGCGACGUCAUCCCUGCGAGUGCGAGAGCAGAGCGAGAGGAAGGAAAGAGAAACAGAGAAAGAGAAAGGGGAAAGAGAGGGUGACGUGGAUAUAUGACAUGUGGGGCCCACGCUGACUCAGCCGCCACAUAGACCAAAACCGGGGUCAAAACCACCGAGGGAUUUUGGGUGACCAGUUUUGUAUAGUUAGGGGACCUCGGUUGUCUGGUAUUGCGGUUCAAGGACGUUUUCGUAUCUCGGUGACAAGUUCAGGGACCUCCGGUGUACUUUUUCCUAUA